Molecule: messenger RNA, 1647 nt
Organism: Talaromyces rugulosus
Lineage: Eukaryota; Fungi; Ascomycota; Eurotiomycetes; Eurotiales; Trichocomaceae
Exons: 2
Coding region: 1-1647 (548 amino acids)
Biological process (GO): carbohydrate metabolic process
Molecular function (GO): beta-glucosidase activity
Source: RefSeq, a predicted model, not a curated record
AUGACAGAGACUGUCAGGACGGCAACCUCGGUACCUGCACCAACCACGACAGUCACCUAUGCGCGCCCUUUCGCGUCUCUCGUGACACUGGCGCCAAAUGUCACUUUCACCACCUGGGGCAAGUGGGACCCUGGCGACACCGUUACAGCCACGGAUGUGGCGAAGCCUUACGGCCAAGCUGCUUGGUCGUCCCUCUGGCUAUCUGCAAACCCUCCCAAUUUCACUGACUACACAAGCCUGUACAGCACUACUGUCUCUCCAACUCCCGUUCCCACCGAGGAGCUCGUACUACCACCGCCGGAAUACUUCCGUCCCACAGAUUGUUACUACUUCCCACCCAACUUUGUUCUUGGCGUCGCUAGCUCAGCCUGCCAGAUCGAAGGCGCUACGGCUGACGAGGGUAAGGGCCCAACUCUCAUGGAUGUUCUUUUCAAGGACGAGAGCCCAAAGGACUAUGUGACCAACGAGGCAUACUACUACUAUAAACAAGAUAUUGAGCGUGUCGCUGCCAUGGGAGUCAAGUAUUUCUCAUUCAGCAUCUCCUGGAGCCGGAUACUCCCCUUUGCUCUCCCCGGCAGCCCUGUCAACCAGCAAGGAAUCGACCACUAUAAUGUCGUUAUCAACUUUGUGUUAAAGAAGGGCAUGUUUUUGAUUACCCCAGAGAUCGGCAAGCGAAACGGGGCCUACCAGAAUGAGACGUUCGUGGACGCUUUCGUGCAUUACGCCAAGAUUGUCAUGACACAUUAUGCAGAUAGGGUCCCCCUCUGGAUCACAUUCAACGAGCCCCAGCUCUAUACAAGUAAUGGCAUGUCUGUCUAUAACCUCAUCAUGUCCCAUGCGCAUGUUGCCCACUUCUACCGAGACGAAAUCCAGGGAACUGGCAAAAUCGGUUUCAAGUUUAACAAUCACUUUGGUGUUCCCCGUGACCCUCUAAGCAGCGCUGAUAUUGCCGCUGCGGACCACUACAAUAGUUUUAUCAUGGGACCAUUUGCGAACCCAAUAUAUCUCGGCAAAGACUAUCCUGAGUCCUAUAAGAGCACUAUACAUGACUAUGUGCCACUCACCCAAGAAAAGCUUGCAUACAUUGGGGGCACAGCGGAUUACUUCUUGGUUGACCCUUACGUUGCUACAGUGAUUGCCCCACCUGUCCCUAGCGACGAAGGGAGCAUUAUGGAAUGUGCCACCGACGUCUCUUCACCUUUCCGACCGAACUGCGUCAACGAGAGUUCCGUCAAUAUCUAUGGGUGGGACCUCGGAUACGCAUCACAAAGCUAUGUGUAUAUGACUCCGACAUAUAUAAGAACCUGCCUUAACUGGAUCUAUAAUACGUACCGACAUCCUAUCAUGAUUGGUGAAUUUGGGUUUCCCGUCUGGGCGGAAGACGAGAAGACCUUGGCAAACCAACUUUACGACUCACCUCGCAGCAACUAUUACCUCAGCUUUCUUUCGGAGUGUCUCAAAGCCAUUUGGGAAGACGGGGUCGAUAUAGCAGGCGCUUUUAUGUGGAGUUAUGUCGAUAAUUGGGAGUUUGGCGAUUACCGUCCCCAUUUUGGCCUCCAAACUGUCAAUCGCACGACGCAAGAGAGGCAUUAUAAAAAAAGCUUCUUCGACAUUGUCGAUUAUAUAAAAGCACGUGGGGUGCAGUAA